Molecule: messenger RNA, 1221 nt
Organism: Aspergillus affinis
Lineage: Eukaryota; Fungi; Ascomycota; Eurotiomycetes; Eurotiales; Aspergillaceae
Product: MFS general substrate transporter
Exons: 5
Coding region: 1-1221 (406 amino acids)
Biological process (GO): transmembrane transport
Molecular function (GO): transmembrane transporter activity
Source: RefSeq, a predicted model, not a curated record
AUGUCCGAAAAAGAAGCAGUCCAAGAUGACCAACAAAGCUAUCCAUCGCCAAUGAAAUUGGCCGUAAUCAUGACAGCCCUCUGCCUUGCAAUAUUUUGCAUGGCGUUGGACAAUACAAUCAUCGCGACGACCAUUCCUCAUAUCACGGCCCAAUUCCACGCCCUUGACGACGUGGCUGAUCUUUGGGAAACUCUACACCUUCUACUCCAUCAGGAUGGUGUUUCUUUCGGCAUUGACUAUUUUCGAAAUCGGAUCUUUGGUCUGCGCCGUGACAUCGAAUUCAUUGGGUCUUAUACUUGGUCGCGCGGUAGCCGGGAUCGGGUCAGCGGGCCUCUUUUCCGGUGGCAUCCUGAUCAUCGCAAAUUCAGUGCCGUUGGGGAAAAGACCUGUAUAUACUGGAUUAGUCGGGGGAUGGGUGGAGCUUUCACGGAUCUCGUCUCGUGGCGUUGGUGCUUCUAUAUCAAUCUUCCCAUCGGUGGUGUCACAUUUCUUUUCCUGCUAUGUUUCUACCGUCCUCUUUCGCGAGCAACGUCGACUUUAUCCCUCUGGAAGCAGUUUCAGCAAUUUGAUAUCAUCGGCUCAACUUUCUUCAUUCCAUCCAUCAUAUGUAUUCUCUUGGCAUUGCAAUGGGGUGGAUCGGCCUACGAGUGGAGCAAUGGGAGGAUCAUCGCCUUGUUCGUCCUUUCCGGAUUGUUGAUGAUUGCUUUCCUGGGUGUGCAAUUUUGGCAACAAGAGAACGCCACGCUUCCGCCACGGGUAUUCGGAAACCGGAAUGUCUGGGAAAGUUCUUCGUUCACUUUCUUCCUCGGGGCAUCUUUCUUUGCCCUAGUCUACUACCUUCCCAUCUGGUCCCAAGCCAUCAAAGGCGUCUCGUCCGUGAAAUCAGGAAUCAUGAAUCUCCCCAUGCUCCUUGCCCAAGUUUUACUAUCGAUUGUAGCCGGAGCAUGCGUGAUCAAAUUCGGCUACUACACACCUUUCAUGCUUCUAUCCUCCUGCCUCAUAGCAAUCGGAGCAGGGCUUCUAUCAACCUUCCACCCCGACACCGGUAGUGGUAAAUGGAUCGGUUACCAGAUCGUUUUCGGCGCCGGGGUAGGAAUCGGUAUGGAGCAGGCAUUGAUCGCUGUCCAAUCAGCCCUCCCACCCGCCGAUAUACCCAUCGCGACAGCUACGGUCCUGUUUUCGCAAACUCUUGGCGGGGCUGUAUUCAUAUCUGUGGCAUAG